AUGGACGAAAAAGACAGACCAUGCGGUAAAGACGUGGCGCAAGGUUCAGGCCAGGGCACGUCGAGGAUCAGAAGGCUGGUAGUAAUAUCGUUUGUGCUUCUAUACUGUUUGGUAGGUGUUCCUCUAUGGUAUAGAUUGACUACUAUCUACAGGGCCCCUUUGCCUUCGGACUAUAUUAGAGAUUUGCAUUCUGAUCCACACUCAGAUAUUCACCUAACAAUUCCGGUUUAUGUAAGAUCGGACGUGUACAAGUUUCCUGACAUCAACAAUGCCAUCCAAAACCAAGCGGAUGCUUUACUGCAAAGUGUAAACAGUGAAACUGGGAAAAAAGUACAGUGGUCCUUACAGAUACUUCCAUUCGAAGAUGGCAAAGUUGAUUUGGAACAGGAUUACGUGGUGACUUUGGUUUUAGACGAGUUCAUGGGCUUAACAAUGCCACAAUUGAGUAUGGAAACGAUUGUUUUCUACAAUGAUAAGUCUGUAGUGAAUAACGAUUUACCAUUUUUUGUUGCACAGGCUUUAAUUGAGCAUACUUUCAAACCAGAAUUUAACCGCUUCAGCAAGGGCAGGAUCGAGGAGAAUAACAUGGCUGUAAGCUAUAAUCCGGAAAUGCAUAUUUCAAUAUCCUUGUUAACAGGUGAUGGUUAUCCUGUCUCUUGGGCCAUUGAACAAUCAGUCAGAGAAUAUUUCAGCCCUGUUAGAGAUCUUUUGUCUCCUGUAGUGAACUUCACUGUGGAUACAGGUAUUGAAUACCACAACGACUUGAACUUGCAGUCGAUACCGAACUCGGACAGUAUAUCCUGGGAAGAUUUGUCGCAUACCUUAGACCUAUCCGACCUUUCAUCUGUCAAUCAUUACAAGGAACAUAAUUCCAUUAAUUUAGCGAUUGUUUUCCCAUCCCAGAAUACUGGACCACUAAACUUCAUUAACGAUACUACUAGCACAAUAUCCGAUAAAGCUGACUCUGAAAGCAUCUGGAGAUCAUUCCUCGUACCUCAAUGGGGGGUAGUAGUGUUGAAUAAAAAUCCAUUGCCCGCUAAUGCAUACGUGACCGAGGAAUAUUUAUCCCUAGUCCUUUCAACUUUUUCGAAUGACCUCUUCAAAUUGCUCGGUAUCACACGUUCGAAUGAGGAAUUGAAUUCACCAUUAUCUCAGAUUGGCUCCUUCAAAAGACUAAUGAUAAUCGAAAACCUAGAAACUAGCAUCACCACAUUGUCAUCAUUGGUAAACAUGACUAACAAUCUACAGCAAAUGUCAAUCCCUAAAGAAGUUUUGGAAGAUGUGAAUAAUGCAUUGAGUUUAAGACUACAAAUUAUUAGACUAUUAAACAACCCGGAGUUGGGCAGCGAAGCGGUGUGGAAUGAAGCAUUAAUAUUAUCAAAUGAACUUGUCAAAAUUUGUGAACGUGCAUUUUUCAACAAGGAAAUGGUCCAACAAAUGUUCUUCCCCCAAGAACACAAGAUUGCAGUCUACUUGCCUUUACUAGGACCAAUCACGGUAGUUACAUUCACUGGCUUCAUCAAAUAUUUAAAAGAUGUCUUAAAAAAGAGGGAAAAAAAUGAAAAAAAUACUGCUGAUCUCAAGGAAGAGAAGGCCGACUAA
Kluyveromyces marxianus DMKU3-1042 is the source of this 1602-nucleotide messenger RNA. It is a transcript of the gene GPI17, whose product is annotated as GPI-anchor transamidase GPI17. Gene Ontology annotation, cellular component: GPI-anchor transamidase complex. The coding region runs from base 1 to 1602 and encodes 533 amino acids. The record is from RefSeq and is a predicted model, not a curated record. Lineage: Eukaryota; Fungi; Ascomycota; Saccharomycetes; Saccharomycetales; Saccharomycetaceae. Gene Ontology annotation, biological process: attachment of GPI anchor to protein. The transcript has a single exon.